AUGAAGGCUCCAGAGAGGGACAAGCAGACAGAGGACGAAAGCCCUUCGACACCUUCUUUGUCACCCCCACCAGCUGCUGAGAAGAACUCCUACCUGUACUCCACGGAGAUCACACUGUGGACGGUGGUGGCCGCCAUCCAGGCCUUGGAGAAGAAGGUGGACUCCUGCCUGGCCCGCCUGCUUUCGCUAGAAGGGCGGACGGGGACGGCCGAGAAGAAGCUGGCGGACUGCGAGAAGACGGCCAUGGAGUUCGGGAACCAGCUGGAGGGCAAGUGGGCCGUGCUGGGGACCCUGCUGCAGGAGUACGGGCUGCUGCAGAGGCGGCUGGAGAACAUGGAGAACCUGCUGAGGAACCGAAAUUUCUGGAUCCUGCGCCUGCCCCCGGGCAGCAAGGGGGAGGUCCCCAAGGUGCCCGUGACCUUUGAUGACGUGGCCGUGUAUUUCUCUGAGCCGGAGUGGGGCAAGCUGGAUAAUUGGCAGAAGGAGCUCUACAAGCACGUGAUGCAGGGCAACUACGAGACGCUGGUGUCCCUGGAUUAUGCCAUCUCCAAACCAGACAUCCUGACCCGGAUGGAGAGGGGAGAGGAGCCUUGUCCUGAAGGCCCGUGGGGCCAGGAGGAGGGAAGUAAGAGGGAGGCGGCACGCCCAAGGAGGCCAAGCCCUGGCCUGGCGUGAACUGGCUUCCCUUUGUGGAAACGGCCCUCUUGGAGGAGCGGCCCCGACUUCGUCCCCAGAGCUGGUGUGGUAAGGGACAGUGGUUCCGGAGUUGACAGCACAUCAGAGUCAUCUGGGAGGCUUUUUUUUUUUUUUUUAAAUAAAAUUUAAGAAAAUAAACGGAAGUAGGGAGAAGAGUCCAGCAAACCUCCAAGUGACCGUCGCACACGUGGAGCAGUGAUCAGGAGUCGCCACGUUGGCUUCCUCUGUCUCUUCCUUUUCUCUGAACGUAACCGAAAUACCAGUGUCACACCCAGCAGAUUAAUACCUCAUCCCGAGUCCAUGUUCUCUUUUCCCCGCUGAUUAUCUCAAAACUGUUUUCUGUAGGUGUUGGGUCCCCUAAUGCUGGGACACCGACGUCCACCUGUUGCAUUCGAUUUAUAAAAAGUCUGUUAAAGGGCGCCUGGGUGGCUCAGUUGGUUAA
Messenger RNA from Leptonychotes weddellii (Weddell seal), 1138 nucleotides. The record is from RefSeq and is a predicted model, not a curated record. NCBI's taxonomy places the organism in Eukaryota, Metazoa, Chordata, Mammalia, Carnivora, Phocidae.